Messenger RNA from Zerene cesonia (dogface butterfly), 1215 nucleotides. RefSeq lists its product as uncharacterized. Bases 129 to 959 code for a protein of 276 amino acids. Lineage: Eukaryota; Metazoa; Arthropoda; Insecta; Lepidoptera; Pieridae. The transcript has 6 exons. The record is from RefSeq and is a predicted model, not a curated record.
UUUCAACUGUCAUUGUGUUAAAUAUAUUUGCCUGUUGUAAAUAUUUAUACCUACUUAAAAUGACAUAAUCUUUUAAAAUGUUAACAUUCAAUACGUAGGUUUAUUAUUAUUUAACGAUUAUAAAUAACAUGAGAAAAUCUAUCGCAACUGUUUUAAAUUCCACCUAUAUAAUCCCGCAGGCGCCGGAACGAUAUGUAUAUUAUAGUAUUUAUGCAGAAGAAAUGCGGCAGUGCCUAGACACCCUCGAGAUGGCUUGCAAGAUAAUUUUGUUGGUGCUGGUCGCGUGUUGUUGUGCGCACGCCGAUUAUAGGAGCGAUGGAGGAUUUCUCCCUAGCCCCACUUAUCAACGAACUGAAGACCAGUUGGCAGAGCCUGCAGCAAGGAUAGAGAGGAGUAGGGAUGAGAGAGAUAAUCAAGCUGAUAAGUCGCAGAGAUUCGGAAUAUCUACUUAUGGAGCUACGGGUCCCUACGGUGCUACAGCUCCUGGGAUUUAUGGGCCAUUAAAAAUAGACCUCGGUGGUGUUCUGCUGGGUUCGAUCCUCGGGUUUGGUGCUGUGGUUGUUUUGCCCAAAAUAAUCCACGCUUUCUCGUUCGGCUACGGUGGUUAUGGUCGCAGUGCAGAAACAGAGCUUGGUUCCAUAUCGGAUCUUUUAGGGCAAUUCGACGAAACCCUCAGUCGCUAUAACGUAGACUCCGCGUCUUGCAUGCAGCGCCUUGCUUGCUCUUACGUGCAGCUUGCCAACGAGAAUAUGGCCAUAGGCAAUGCUACCGAUUUUGAUGUCAUGCUAUCGUCGGUAGCUAGAAACUCCCUCGUGCGUCGUUUAUUUGACGGCACGUCUGUCUACGAAGCGAUAUCCGCUGGUCGAUCUUUGGACACAGACUGCGAGCAGCGCUACUCAAAAUGCAAACUCGACAGAACCACCGUUGUCAAGAUAAUAACGCAAAUUGUACCAUCGUAGUUCUUAAUUAUGUAGUCUGUGGAACUUGUUAUUUUUUGUCUGUGGCAUUUUUCAUUUUAACAGAGAUACUACGAAAUAGUGAUAUAGAAGCGUUUAAUUUGUAAAGAUAUUACUACCCUAGUUAAAAAUCAUAAGUGUGUUCAAACACUUACUGGAAAACGACAAUAUAAAGAUUUGUAUCUCAAGAAGUAAACAAAUAAAAAAAAUUAAAUUGAUUUAUUUAUCAAUUGUGUGGUGCUAAAAUAAUUAUCGCGGC